Trichomonas vaginalis G3 is the source of this 882-nucleotide messenger RNA. RefSeq names its product cyclin-dependent kinase inhibitor 2C-related family. Gene Ontology annotation, cellular component: nucleus. The record is from RefSeq and is a predicted model, not a curated record. The coding region runs from base 1 to 882 and encodes 293 amino acids. Gene Ontology annotation, biological process: positive regulation of transcription by RNA polymerase II. Lineage: Eukaryota; Parabasalia; Trichomonadida; Trichomonadidae. Gene Ontology annotation, molecular function: transcription cis-regulatory region binding; protein binding. The transcript has a single exon.
AUGUUAAGGAAACUUCUUGAAAAUAAUGUAGAUAUUUAUGAGAAAGACAUUCAUGGAAAAACAACUCUUCACUAUGCUGCUGAAAAUAAAUGUACUGAUGCUGUUGAAAUUCUUAUUAAAUAUGGUGCAUAUUUAAACUCUCAAGAUAUUUAUCAGCAAACCGCUCUUCAUUAUGCAGCAGGGAAAAAUUGUAAAGAGAUAGUGGAGCUUCUCGUAUCUAAUGGUGCUGAUAUAAAUGCAAAAAAUGUUAAUGGACAAACAGCUCUAUAUUAUACUGCUAUUAAUGAUAGUAAUGAAAUUGCAGAAUAUUUAGUCUCCCAUGGCGUUUCAAUCAACUCACAAGAUCAAGAAGGGAACACAGCGCUACAUUAUGCAAUUCAAAACUGCAACCGAGAUGUUGCUGAAGUACUUUUGGCACAUGGUGCAUAUGUUAAUUUAAAAAAUAAAGAUGGAUGUUCUGCUAUUUUUUAUGCAGGUAAUAAAGAGAUAAUAAAACUUCUUAUUACUUAUGGUGCUGCAUUGAAUUUAAAAGAAAACAAUGGACUGCUUCCCAUUCAUUAUGCAUUAGAAUCUAAUAAUAUCAAAGCAGUUAAAGGCUUUAUCAAGAAUGGUGUAGAUAUCAAUGUAGUAAAUAAAUAUGGAGAAACUUUACUUUUCUAUGCAGUAUACCGUAAUUUCUCUGAUAUGACAAAAUUUCUCAUUAAAUACGGAAUAUCUAUCAAUGCGAUAGAUAAAAAAGGACUAACUAUUCUUGAUCAUGCAAUAUGGAACUUAUCAUAUGAUAUGAUAAGACUUCUGAUAAGUUUUGAUGCUAUAGGAAGUUCAAAAGGAUAUGGUCGGAACAAGUCACCUUCUAAUUUUAAAGAUUUCGAUAUAUUUUGA